Molecule: messenger RNA, 1433 nt
Organism: Belonocnema kinseyi
Lineage: Eukaryota; Metazoa; Arthropoda; Insecta; Hymenoptera; Cynipidae
Exons: 7
Coding region: 1-1398 (465 amino acids)
Source: RefSeq, a predicted model, not a curated record
AUGAGCGCACUUCUUGUCGCCCUGAGACUGACCUGCUGCUGCUGCUGGCUGGCUUUCAUCGUCUUCCUGAUUCGCCCAUCCUGCGGCCUGCCGGAUCAGGAGCAGGUCCAUCGUCGCGACCUUGGCUCAAAUGACGCAUCUUCCCUCUUAUCAGGCAACUUCGGAGAUGUCGAGGUCUAUGACGACGACGACCUCCUCCCCGACGAGUUGGAUGAGGACCUCGAAGGAAACUUUACGUCAGCAAACGGCCAAUAUUUGGGUUCAAAAUGUAACCUCUCCUGCAAUCCACUAUUGCAACACGUUUUCUGCGACUCCGUCACUGGAAAGUGUGAGUGCGAGAAACUUUACCCUGUGCGCCUGGGGCCUACCAAGGGAUGUGCUAAACCGAAAAAACUCGGUGAACAGUGCUACUAUCGGGCCACCUGUCUGUUCACGGAUCAGCACUCAACGUGCGCACAAAUCAAACACAACGCAGUCUGUGACUGCGAGGAUGGUUACCAUCGGGUUACCUUGUCGAGACCUAACAAGAAAGUCUUCUGUGCUGAAGAUUUGGUGCUGAUAAAGACGGAUAUCCCGACACUUCUCGGUAUUGCGUCAGGCCUCGCCGUAUUGACAGGUUUAAUAUGCUUCGUAUUGAAGCUAUUCAGCUCGGCACGGUAUACAAGACCAAGACAUUUCGCCAAUGCGAAUCAUGCACCUCCAAUGCUCUUUUCCAGUGAUAUAGGUAUCCCACUGGCACUUCACGGUGGACGACCUUCUUCUCGCUCCAGUCAAAGAAGCAGCGGUGGGACCUUGAACUUCACUAGAAGACCGAGCAGCGCCGGAAGUCGAGGUCCUCUGGUUCCGGCAUCGAGAGCAGGUGCGGCCCGAGCCGCCGCCAUCUUGCUUAUUUCGUGUCACCGGCAGUCCAUCAAAGGCGGAAACAAGCACCAACGUGCCCUUAGUGACGUAGCUGAGGGAUCGUCUGACGGCCUCGGUUCUCGUCGCCCUAGCUUGGCCUCAGUGCAUAGUACGACCUCAUCAGCAAGGAGUUUCAGUGCUCGAAGACUGGAACGUGAGAGGAAUGAAAAAGAACAAAGACAGGCUCUUCAGGAGCUUAGGUUAACCAAGCAAAGGGAUCAGCAACAGCCACAACAGCAACAGAUUGCUCCGACGCCUAGUCCCAGGACUCCUCACUCCACUGACGAACUACUGCCAGCAGUCGAAGAAGGGAAGGAGCUAUUUUAUAAUGAGAACUGUCAAUGUGCGCAGCAAGUACCAACGACUUCCGGUACUUCGGGGAUGGCCAGCACAACAACGAGAGUUGCGGCGACGAAAGAAGUCACACCUGCCACAAUUACGCCGCUGUUCGAUAAAGACACACCUUCCACAACAACCGACAUCUUUAAAUCAUCAUAGCCUAUCGAUAACAGCGAAUCAAAGAUUUUCAUGUA